UCGGAGUAUGACCCUUCGCAACCGCUACUACUAUCAAGCAAGGCCACAAUCUACCAGCAGACCGGCAACUAUCUCCACAUCGACCCACUACGACUACUGCGCCCAGCCUUCUGCGCACCAUCAUCGUCAACCAUGUCGUCACAUCGCAGUGGCAACUUAAGCGGCUGUCCGAGCGUCAGUCCGUUUAGUUGGCACGGAAGCAGCAUUUGGAGCACCAUGGCUCAUACAACGCACCUUUGCACUUCGCAGGUCUGUAAAAACUUUCCGCUUUAUGCUAAGAAAAGUGACGACCCAUUUUUGCUAUUGCUUCCGUGCCAACAAGUGCUCUGUGAAAUUGUCGCAGAUUGUUUUUCUAUGGCGUUGCUGUUAUUGUGCUCAGGUGACGUGGAAACUAAUCCCGGUCCUACUACGCGUACUGAGGCAUUACUCGAGCUGCAGAAUUUGCCAUCAAAUCCUUCUGAGCAGACGGAAGUUCUUUUCCGGCUGUUAAAAGACCUUCAGGCUCGUUCUGUACAAUCUGCUAAGGGUCAGGCCGAGUUGGUUAACGACGUCAAGGCCAUUAAGGUUGGUCAAAAGAACAUCGAGACCAAAAUGGAAUGUAUCCAGAAAAGAUUAGACAACCUUGAAGAAAAAACAAACGUUUUAGACAAUCUCCAUGAUGAAAUGACUGGCAUUCAGGCGUCGACUCAAGCCCAAACAACUCGGCUUGACUCUUUACUAAUGCGCGUUGACGAACUCGAGGACAGAUCGCGACGCAACAACCUCAUAUUUCAUGGCAUCCGUGACUCUCGGGAAUCGUGGGAACAGUCCGAAUCACGCAUAAGAGAAGCACUAACUGGUGUAAUCGACAGCCUGCCUGACACGGCAAUCGAACGUGCUCAUCGCAUUAGUCACUACACGCCUAAUAAGUGUCGCCCAAUUGUAGUUAAAUUCACCAACACGAAAAUAAAAGACAAAGUACUUUCUUUGCGCGCACAGCUGAAAGAAAAGGGUAUUUCUACCUCCGAAGAUUUUUCGCCCGCCACCCGUCACGUCCGUAAAAAACUAAUUGAGUACGCUAAAGGCCAGCCCCAACCAUGCCCUUUCCAGUUAAGGUACACCAAACUAAUAAUGAAUAAAAAACAGUUCGUCUAUGACCCGGCAACAGACACCGUCAACGAGCAUGCGCCAUAUGAACCACGAGAUAACGGUGGGCAUGCAAAUUCCCAGCACGUGCCCAGUUAGGAAAACGUGAGGGGAUGUGGACGAGAAUCACGAGAAUCAUGCAUCGUAUCUGUUUUCUUUACAAAUAUUCGAAGCGUCAUGAAUAAGCGCACUUCCUUAGAAUCUGCCUUGGAGACUUGCAACGCCGACAUCUUUGUGCUUACCGAAACGUGGCUACAUUCACAGAUUCAAGAUAACGAAAUUCUUCAAACCGCACAACAUUUUUCACUGUAUCGUUGUGACCGUACAAUGCGUCAGGGAGGCGGCGUGCUCUUAGCCAUUUCUAAAGAUAUCCCAUCUCAGUGUAUUCACGUCAAUACUGACCUCGAAACAGUUUGGGCCAUCAUGGAAAUAAAUCACCAGAAGAUAAUCAUUGGUGUUUGUUACCGCCCCCCAACUUAUUCAUCUAACUUCGUAAAUGAGAUGCAUGAUAUCAUUAAUAUUGUUACAUCUCGUCAUCCUACAUUACCUUUAUUUUUGCUUGGCGAUUUUAAUCUACCGAACAUAAUAUGGAAUACUGAACCUCCAACUUUACACCCUUUUUCUUCAUUAGCCAAUGAGUUCUUAGACAUGUGCUCUGUCUUCUCACUUUCACAACUUGUUACUCAACCCACACGCACUACCGAAUCCGUUGAGAACACACUUGACCUUCUAUUAACAUCGCGGCCUGACCUAGUUUCCGACAUCACCUAUUUACCCGGCUUGAGCGACCAUUCAGCACUUUCGUUUGACAUAAAUAUUUUGCGGCCAAAAUCCGGUAAAAAAAUCAAAUCUUUUCGAGACUAUGCGAAAGGAAAUUUUGAAGCAAUCAACGCCGAAUUAUCUGCUUUUCUAGACGUAUUUAUAAACAACUUCGACAGCCGUACCGUUCAGACCAACUGGAAUAUGUUUGCUGCAAAAAUUGCGGAACUAACAAACAAAUACAUCCCACUGCGCACCAUUGCAUGUAAUCUAAACGCCCCAUGGUACAACCUCCGUCUCAAGCGCCUGUCUAAUAAAAAGAAACGCCUGCACAAAUUAGCCAAACGUUCACCUAGCGCAAACCGCUGGACCAAAUACAAACUGGCGGCAGAUGAGUAUGUUGCCGCACUUAAACAAGCCAAAGAUCACUUUCUUGGCAAUACCUUGCCUUUAAUGCUUAAAACCGACACCAAGAAAUUCUGGCGCGUCAUUAACCCCAAGGCGGACGACAUGAUAACCUUAAUCGACAGCUCUGGAAAUGUUAUUCCCACUAAUCAAUGUGCGUCCGCGCUUAAUGAUGUUUUCAUGCACAACUUUUCAUCAACUACACACAUUACUCUUCCAUCCACGCACGACUACGAUUACCAAGCAAUGUUUCCCAUAAUCAUUGAACCAGCAGGCAUCGUACCAAUUAUCUCAUCUUUAAAAAUAUCUUCGGCUCCAGGACACGAUUUAAUAAACGCGAAAUUUUUGAAAAGCACUAGCUGUUACUCUUCAAUUUUCCUAGGAAUGAUCUUCCAACAGUCGCUAGAUAAGGGUUCUUUGCCUGAUGAAUGGAAGAUUGGGAAGGUGAUCCCACUCCAUAAGUCGGGUGACAAGCAUUCUCCAUAUAACUACCGCCCUAUCUCGCUCACUUCCAUUCCAUGUAAGAUGUUAGAACAUAUACUUGCCUCUAAUCUUGCUAGCUUUCUUGAAACUAACUCAUUUUUUUCACCAUCGCAACAUGGCUUCCGCAAGACAUAUUCAUGUGAAACACAACUAGUU
Dermacentor albipictus is the source of this 2928-nucleotide messenger RNA. Lineage: Eukaryota; Metazoa; Arthropoda; Arachnida; Ixodida; Ixodidae. The record is from RefSeq and is a predicted model, not a curated record.